GAUGAGUGUUGUCCCAUCUACAGUACACCCAUUUGUCAAAUGGGGGCAGAACGAGACUCAUGUGUUCAUCUCUGUGCAGCUGAGCGACUCAGAGAACGUUCAAGUUACCAUAGGGGACGAGACACUAAAUUUCUCUGCUAUUGGUAACGGAUCUCACGGUCGUGUUCCUUACUCCUUCGUGCUCGACUACUAUCUUCCUGUCGUGUCUAAACAAAGCCGCUACACGAUUACUGGUCGAGCGGUAAUAUUCAAAUUACGCAAAGAAUUUAAAGAAACAUGGCCACGUCUCAACUGCCAACCGGAGCGUCUACCGUGGACGCGGCUGGAUUUCGACUUGUAUCAAUUUGACGCUUCAGACUUGGAAGGUAGCGAACCAGAAACGGGAAACGUUGACUUGAAGGUGAUUCAGCCUUCAAAGGAAGAACGGGAGCUUCAUAAUGCUGAGAUGAAAAAAUUGGAAUAUGAGGAGAAAUGGGAGGCCUUCUUAAAAAUUCUCAAGCACCCUUUGACUAUUUAUUUGUCGCUUUUCAAUCUUUUACAAUUCGCUGGCUUUCUGUACGUGUUUGGCAAGCUGACCUUGAGCUCAUUGCAGCUCGAUGGUUCCAACGAGACCGCGGAGUGGUACAACGAGGCUGUUCUACGGUUGAUCGUCGCACAGUUGUUGGCGUUUCUGGAACCGAUACAUAUUACUCUAGGUUGGGUCCCUGGAUCUGUGCUCGCCUCUGCACUCCAGGUCUACGGAAGAUCGCUUAUCUUAUUUUUCAUCGUGAUACCUCAUGAUCAUUUGCACGCUACCGAUACAGUGUUUUGGCUCUUCUUCGCUUGGUCAGCCAUCGAGUUGGUUCGAUAUCCCUAUUAUAUUUGCUCUUUAUUCGGCUUUCGAAGCGGCCUGCUGACCUAUUUGAGGCACACGCUUUGGAUUCCACUCUAUCCCAUUGGAUUUGUCUGUGAAGGUAAACUGAUCUUGCGCGCUCUUCCAAACCUCGUGCUGUCACGGCGAUUUAGUUAUCCAAUGCCAAACGCCGCUAACAUGAGCUUCGACUUCCCUGUCUUCCUGCACAUUCAUCUCAUCGGAAUGCUUGGUGGAUUUUACUAUCUUAUGCGCUACAUGUAUGCUCGGAGAAAGCGUGUGAUUGGCCCACGUCCAAGGGUUGGUGCAGACCAAAUGGGAUUCUUUUCCUACAUUCCAAUUCUCCGAUCCAUGCUGGGUGCCAACCGUCCAUCGGCCAUUGUGGGUCCUCCGGGGGAGCUACGGAAACGUGGCCAGUUGGAAUCCAAGUCUCGACUGUCCAAACUUGCUUAGGGUUCUAACGCUUGCAUACACCUCGUUUUCGCGAUUCGCCUUCUAUCAUAUCGCCUCUUCGCUACGUUCCAUGCUCCUCAUCUGAUGUUAAUUUUUACAUGACGUAUUUAAGGUUUUAUACCCUGCACACUCCCCCGUCUUUCUCGCACUACAUAUCCAAUGUUUCUCCUACAUGACUGGUAUUUUUAGUUCUCUUUUCUUCUCUAACAGUCAACGUGUCUCGCUUCUUGUCCCGGUGCUGCUUAGGUUCCAUACUUUCCUUCGGUCUAACCCCUUCGUUUCGGAGUGCAAUUUAACCACGAACUUUUUUCGGAUGUUGUGACCUCUGCAUCAACGCUCCCCAUCCUUAAAUAAUUGCCCCAAGUGGUUGCAGUCUUGUUUGGCCCGUCGAAACACAUCCUGCAGCCUAUUUGUUCCAGUGAGAUUGCUUCUCUGCAGCCGGUAUUUUAGCACGCCUAUCAGAUUUUGCGCCAUCAUAUGUCUCAUAGGAUGUGACUACACUCCGUGUACUCAUUUUGUCCUGUAUGCACUACUUAUAAUCGGCUCUCCCAUUGUAUAUUCCUGUAUGUCCGGAAUCUCGUGCAGAUUUCGAGUGUCUGGAUUUCUUUUAUCUAAUCACUCUUCAUGUCGGUUUUAAAUUCUUCUCUCCACACUUUUUUCUGUUCGUGAUGGUCUACAUUUUAUCUCUCUGAGGUUUGGACGCCUUUUGCGAUGUCUU
This is a messenger RNA of Dicrocoelium dendriticum, 2021 nucleotides long. NCBI's taxonomy places the organism in Eukaryota, Metazoa, Platyhelminthes, Trematoda, Plagiorchiida, Dicrocoeliidae. The record is from the annotation of a GenBank genome assembly.